Linum trigynum is the source of this 1317-nucleotide messenger RNA. NCBI's taxonomy places the organism in Eukaryota, Viridiplantae, Streptophyta, Magnoliopsida, Malpighiales, Linaceae. The record is from the annotation of a GenBank genome assembly.
GUUCAUCAAUGGGCUCCCAACCCAAACCGCGUCUCAUGGGCCACCUCCAUCUCACGGCCCGCACAACUAGGCCCAAGCGGAGGUCCGAACUCGCGUGCACGGCCUGCGCCACUACAUGGGCUCGCGCCGCCCCACGCGCGAGCAUCUCACCAGCCCGGGCCAACUCGCGGCUCUCGCCCCGCUUGAUGUCAUCCGACCUGCGCCACUACAUGGGCUCGCGCCGCCCCACCCGCCCGCAUCUCACCAGCCCGGGCCAACUCGCGGCUCUCGCCCCGCUUGAUGUCAUCCGACCUGCGCCACUACAUGGGCUCGCGCCGCCCCACGCGCCCGCAUCUCACCAGCCCGGGCCAACUCGCGGCUCUCGCCCCACUUGAUGUUAUCCGGCCCAUUUUCUCUCUCAGCUCGCGGCCCGCCAUCGAAGUUGCCCCGAUCCGUCCAGCGUCACGAGAUCGCGCCCAACUACAACUCGCGGCCCGCUCCAGUGCCGCCAAGCCCAACAUGUCUCAACUAGCGUAUCUAGCCCAUCCAAGCACGCCCACAAAGGCGGAUUGCUGCCAAAAAAAUUGUUACCACCGCCAGCACUCGAACCAGGGUCCACCAAUUCACUAGAAUCCGCUUCAACCGUUAGGCUACAAGACAACAUGAUGCUACUGCUGCGCGGUGCCUGUACACAACUAUUUGCGUCGAGCUCAUCACCUUAAAGCUAAGUACUCUAUCCCUCUAUCAUGAUUAAAUAUUGAAAUGCUUUGCUUUCUUGAGCUUUUAUGGUGCUAAUGGGGGGCAAGACCUACCCAACAACGUGAGAGAUGAGAAACUCACCAAGUUCUUGACGCCUUGAAGACUCCAAACUGAGGGUUAAAAACCCCGACGAGGAGCCACAAAUAAGUCUCAACGAAGCACACAAAUAAGACUUCAAUAAGAGCAUCGAAGACUCCAAACUGAGGGUUAAAAACCCCGACGAGGAGGGCUCCAAACUGAGGGUUAAAAACCCCGACGAGGAGCCACAAAUAACUCUCAACGAAGCACACAAAUAAGACUUCAAUAAGAGCAUCGAAGACUCCAAACUGAGGGUUAAAAACCCCGACGAGGAGGGCUCCAAACUGAGGGUUAAAAACCCCGACGAGGAGCCACAAAUAAGUCUCAACGAAGCACACAAAUAAGACUUCAAUAAGAGCAUCGAAGACUCCAAACUGAGGGUUAGAAACCUCGACGAGGAGAACUCCAAACUGAGGGUUAAAAAAAAAACGACGAGGAGAGCUCCAUGAAGAAUCUACAAUGAGUGAGGGCUACACGCCUUAAUGAAAUACACCAACUGGG